UGUACAGAGAAAAAUCCUCAUUAGGCGCCACAAGGUGUCAAGUGAUCAUCAAAUCAGAGUCUUUGGCUACAGGAAAGGUGCCCUUCUUUCUCUUAGCAUUUCUUCUCCAAGCUCAAAGAUCAAACCGAGUGGAGGAGAAAAUAUGUGCAGCAAAAGCAGCCUUACCAGACUAAGAAAAAAAGCAGCAAAAGAAGAAGCAAGAGUACUAAUCCCAGCGCGAAAAACCAGAAGUAAGACAAGAAAGCCUAAGUAUCUCUCUCUUAAACUUGAACUAUCUCCCAAAACAAAAACCCCACAGAAAUCCAAGACCAAAAUGACCCACAGUAAACAACUGAAAACUCUAUUCCCUCUCCAUCCAGAAAAUCUCGUCCAACAAUACAAAGACAUGCAUGAGCAUGAUCAAGUUGCCUUUCUCUUGGAAACAGCCAGUACUGACGAUACCUCCACCACUCUCCAAGGCCUCCUUGACACCACCACCUCGGAGGAUGGCCCACUUAGCUGCUAUGUUGAGAUUGAUCAAGAGAGAUGUGAUGGGCGAGCCAGCUUGCUGGAAAGGACAGCAAUGAAGUGUAAAGAGAGAGACUUGAGUGAUGAGAGGUGGGUGAGUUACUGGGAGGUGGUGGAGAAGAAAGAGCAAGAAGAGGUGAGCAGCUCUUCUUGUAAUGGUGUUGCUGAUACGCCGGGGAAGAUGCUGCAGGCUCAAGAUGAUCACAAAAAUGGGUUGGUUGGCCUGAAGCUCGAUUAUCAAGAGAUAUUGAAUGCUUGGUCUGAUAAAGGCCCUCUUUACAUCGAAGGAGAGUCCCCACAAACUGUUCCUGAUAUCUGUGACGGUUCCAAUCAAUUAAUGGACGAGUGGGGGCAUGUAUGGAGGGUGCCAGACUUGUGUGGCUCGAAAACGAAGGAAGGGAAAGAGAUUUGGAAAUCGGGGCUAAGAGAGGCAAGUGUGUUAAGGUACAAGGAGAAGAGACAGAACAGGCUUUUUGCUAAGAGAAUUCGUUAUGAAGUUCGGAAGCUCAACGCAGAGAAACGUCCCAGAUUGAAGGGUCGAUUUGUCAAGAGAAGCUGGGAAAUGUAAUUUUUUUGGACAUCACUAGUUAUGAAGAGCAUCAUCAUCAUCUGUAGAGGGGUUUGAAGUUGGAAUUAGUCAUUUGUCUUCUUUUUUCUUAUAUUUUGUUUGUGAAACAAAAAUACUGGGCGCACCGCUCAUAUGCAUGAAAUUUAGGGAAGUAAAAUGAGUGCAGAAAUAAAGCAGAAAACAGAGAAAAAAAAAACAAAAAAAAAGGUUUUAAAAUGCUGUA
Molecule: messenger RNA, 1298 nt
Organism: Populus euphratica (Euphrates poplar)
Lineage: Eukaryota; Viridiplantae; Streptophyta; Magnoliopsida; Malpighiales; Salicaceae
Product: CCT motif family protein
Exons: 3
Coding region: 143-1075 (310 amino acids)
Biological process (GO): regulation of DNA-templated transcription
Cellular component (GO): nucleus
Molecular function (GO): protein binding
Source: RefSeq, a predicted model, not a curated record